CGGCGGGGCGCGCCCGCGGGGCCAUGAGGGCGGGCUCCGGCCAUGGCCCAUGGCAGCGCCGCGGUCAUGCUGAAGUGCGUGGUGGUGGGGGACGGCGCCGUGGGCAAGACGUGCCUGCUGAUGAGCUACGCCAACGACGCUUUCCCCGAGGAGUACGUGCCCACCGUCUUCGACCACUACGCAGUCAGCGUCACCGUGGAGGGCAAGCAGUACCUGCUGGGGCUCUACGACACCGCCGGGCAGGAAGACUAUGAUCGUCUGAGACCUUUAUCUUAUCCUAUGACCGAUGUCUUCCUUAUCUGCUUCUCAGUGGUAAACCCUGCUUCAUUUCAAAACGUGAAGGAAGAAUGGGUACCGGAGUUGAAGGAAUAUGCACCUAAUGUUCCCUUUUUACUAGUAGGAACACAGAUUGAUCUUCGUGAUGACCCGAAAACUCUAGCAAGAUUGAAUGAUAUGAAAGAGAAGCCUUUAUCUGUGGAACAAGGACAAAAAUUAGCAAAAGAGAUAGGAGCCUACUGCUAUGUGGAGUGUUCAGCUUUAACACAGAAAGGACUGAAGACUGUUUUUGACGAAGCUAUUAUAGCCAUUCUAACUCCAAAGAAACACACAGUAAAGAAGAGAAUAGGUUCAAGAUGCAUAAACUGCUGUUUGAUCACGUGAGAUGCAUUUGACAAUGGCCAGGCUUACUGUGAAAUUCUAUUGAAUUUAAAUACAACGCGUUAAGUACACAGCAAACUUGUUUGAAAGCUAAAAUAAUGAUUCUGCCUUCUACAAUCAGUGAAAUCCAGAGGAAUACAAUCGAAAUCAAUGAACUUUGUAAUAAGAAGCCACCACAUCUGUUACAAAUAUUUUAUUCAGACUGGAAGGUACAAUCUCUCAGGGUUACAUAGUCUAGAGGAAGCAAAAACUGCACCAUGUUGAAACAGCAUCUGAACGAUGCUAUUGAGUGGAGGUGCUUGGCCUGAAAUACUCGAAAUGAAUUUGGAUAGUCUUCUGCUUUGACUACACAUAUACAUAUAUAUCUAGAGAAAACAAACAAACAACAAAAAAAAAAAAAGAAAAAAGAAAAAAACUUUUGCACAGUCUGUAUGGAAUCUGCACAAAGAAAUACCUUGUCUCUCUUUGCGCCAGUUAUCUGCUUUUGUAUGUAUGCUGCUUCCGGUUCCAGUGUAUCCACAGAGGUGCAAUAAUCAGACCAGCCAUAUAGCCAAAGGUAGCUCCGAGGGAACAUGAAAUGGGCCAUACCUGAGGGGAGAACACAAGGUAAAAGCAGACAAUGAGAAAAAUGUUUGUGUUUUUUGUACUUUGUGAGCACAAAUUCUCCGUGUAAUCUAGGUACUGAAAGACAAUGGAGUCUUAUUCUCUUUAAAGCUUGAUAUGCUUUCCUAAAAAUGCCACAAGUAUCACAAUCAUACGUGCAUCUUCAUGAACACUAAAUGCUGCGGUACAGUUUUGUUGGUUUUUUUCUUUUUUUUUUUUUAAUUUACAUGUAUUAAAAUGUAACCAGGCUUUUGGCUGUUGCAGGCGUUAGCUUGAUAUUCCCAAAACUAUGUGAAAAACUUGGAAGUAUUUAUAUCCCCUGAAGUGUUCAGCUAACUUAGUGCCCUACUGCACACCUCUUGAAACGUACAGAUUUUUUUUUUUUUUUUUUUGGUGACAGUUAGACUUGAUGAUCUUUGUAGGUCCCUUCCAACUGAAAUGUUCUAUUCUAAGUCUGCCUCUUUCCAUUUUUCCUUCCAAUCUUUCACGGCAUUCUGAAACUUUCAGAGGUGUGUCAAAAUAAACUAAUAAUCAAAUAAGGCCAGAAACUGAGAUGAAUAGAGGGUUUUUCUUUUAGACUUGAAAAGUAGGCAAAGAGAUGAAUUCUCCUCUGGCUACAAGAAGGAAGCAAACGUAAGUCUGGAAACUGACUGAACAUCUUGCACCCAGUUCAGGAAAAAUAUAAUAAGCCAGUUAUGUUGAAGACUUCAAGAGAGCUUUCAUUAUAGGCUCUAUUUCCUAACAUAAGAACAGGGAACUGACUCAAUACAGCUGACUCACUUACACAAAGCAUCUAGUAUUGAGGCAAAGAAGUAAUGGAAUCCUCCCCCCUACCACUGUCAAACUGGUAUUGACUUUCAGGGAGGAAGGGCCAAAACAAAACUUUAAAGCAUUCUGAACUCAGAUGUAGCAUAUUUUAACGUCAACUGCAUGUUGGAUUUGAUGAAGGUUCCAACUAAGUUGGUGGUUAAAAAUAUUUAUUGUAGAAUAAACUGAAUUCCCACCUCUCUUCAAAAUUCUCCUUUGCAUAUUGCAGGGACAAUUCUGCACAUCCUGCGGUACAGUCGUUAAGCUAGUACAGACUGCACUGUCCUAUUCUUUAUUUUUUAAAUUGAGGGGGAUAUUCCCCUUCUAUAGUACUUGAGACUGAGAAAUGCACUAGACAUUAAAGAAAAUAUCCCCAUCUCAGUGUCCAGCCUUUUUUUCUACUACAUUUUGACUGGCAAUUCACAAGAAUGAAAUGAACUUACUCUUAAUGGUACUGGUUUCUCCUUUCACUCUUUUUCCUAGAUCUGAUUCUUUUCUUUACUUCGUUCUCACAGGGAGAAAUAGAUUUAUUCACAUCCUUCAAUCAUGGGAAUUUUAGCUAGGAAUAAGAGUAACUUAUUUUUGUCCUCUGCUGUUUCAUCUUCACAUUCCUUAGCAUUUGCAGUUUUACAUAUUAUUUGGAGGUCUUAAGGAGUGUAGCAAAGAUGACUAUAAACAAGGUGCCUUAGGUACUCUUUAUUGACCUUGUUUCAUUCUUCCAUUUCCAAACAUUGUAUCUCCGCUACUUGGUUUUGUUGCCAGAAUGUUUUGGCUGUUGCCUCCCAAACCAAAGACUUGCUUGUUUCUAUUCAGUUAACAGUGGCAUUGUAGGCCUUCUAUAAAAAGCCUUGAGAUGCUUUGGCACGGUAAGAUAUUAUGUAUAUUUAAAACUCACAUGACUUUGUGGCCUUGGCUAAACUUAUGCUUCAGGUAGAUCUUUUCAACUUUUAAAAGAAAUGUAAUUAAGUUAUUUCUAACAUUUUGCAGGCUAUUUUAAGUGUCUAAAGGACAAAAGAGCAAAAAAGUCCCUGAGACCCCAGUUACUCAGUAACGUUCAGUGGAAACAGUAGUCAAACUUUCUUAUCCACUGGUGAAGUGAAAUAACCAUUCUAACAAAACUAAUGACAGAGGCUUCAUAACUCAGUGGUCUUCUUUUGCAUCGAAUUCUCUGUGAGUGAUCAAUGAUACUUCAUUAAAUUUUACCUACAUUAGGUGAAUCUAUAGUAGCCAAAUUGCUUUUCAGAAGUACAAGUAGAUGUCAGACUGAAUUUUCCAUGUUCCCUUAACGAGUAGGUCAAUAUCUCUGACGACCCAUUCACUCUGUAUCUUUUGGUAUUGUGUGUAUAGUGAGCAAUUGUUGAAAUGAUUAAAAUGAUCUCUGUUGAU
Molecule: messenger RNA, 3453 nt
Organism: Numida meleagris (helmeted guineafowl)
Lineage: Eukaryota; Metazoa; Chordata; Aves; Galliformes; Numididae
Gene: RHOQ
Product: ras homolog family member Q
Exons: 5
Coding region: 43-660 (205 amino acids)
Biological process (GO): small GTPase-mediated signal transduction; cortical actin cytoskeleton organization
Molecular function (GO): GTP binding; GTPase activity
Source: RefSeq, a predicted model, not a curated record